Molecule: messenger RNA, 3288 nt
Organism: Epithele typhae
Lineage: Eukaryota; Fungi; Basidiomycota; Agaricomycetes; Polyporales; Epitheliaceae
Product: RNA polymerase II-associated protein
Exons: 15
Coding region: 1-3288 (1095 amino acids)
Biological process (GO): regulation of DNA-templated transcription
Cellular component (GO): Cdc73/Paf1 complex
Molecular function (GO): RNA polymerase II complex binding; identical protein binding
Source: RefSeq, a predicted model, not a curated record
AUGGAGGAUGCUGACUCUCCUCCGCCACCGGGACGCACUAUCGACAUCGAACUUGGAGGCCAAGAAAUCAUCACGAUAGAACUCGACAGCCUUGAUCCCAACCCGGACGACUUGGUCGAGGUAUUGCGGGAGGGGCAAUGCAAAGUGUGGAUAUGGACAAGACUCGCGGCGGAGUACUGGCGGAGAGGACUCCUGGAAGCUGCGGAGAAGAUUGCUCGUACUGCGCUUGACGUUCUGCAACCCAACGAGACUACCGGGUCAAUAGCUCCGGUCUACUCCUUCCUCGCAAACCUCCAAAUCGCCCGAGCUUCCAAGGCCCCCAAACUCAUUCUCACCUAUGCUGCGCAAGACAACAUGACGACGGAGAAGCCGCGAGACGAGUACAACAAGGAGGCUGCCCAGCUUUUCAACACGGGAGAGCGAGCUACUGCAGAGUCUGGCGAGUCUCAGAUGAUGUUGUCUGUGCUCACUCGAGGAAUAUUGCAGCUUAGCUCGGGGCAAUGGGAUGAUGCUGCAAGGACAUUCGAUUCAGUGCUCGCCGAGAAACCAACCAAUGUGGUUGCGUUGCUCGGCAAGGCCAAGAUUGCGUACGCGCGAAGACAGUACCCCCAGUCCCUCAAGCUGUUCCAGCGUGUAUUGCAGUUGAACCCGGACUGUCUCCCCGAUCCGAGAAUAGGUAUUGGGUUGUGCUUCUGGUCGAUGGGCCACAAAGCGAAGGCCAAGGCAGCUUGGCAGCGCAGUGUGGAAGUGAACCCCGGAGAAUGGUCAGCACAGCUACUGCUGGGUCUGGAAGCGAUCAAUGCAAGUAAGGACGACAAUCAGUCGGAGGAAGAACGACGCGAGGAGUUCCUCGUUGGGACGCGUCUCAUUGAGCGCGCAUUCAAUGCCAACCAACGGAACUCUGCGGCAGCCAACGCGCUAUGCGAGCUCUUCCUGCAGAAAGGUGAUACCAGACGAGCUCUCAAACUGGCGGAACGUACUAUCCAAUUUGCCGACGUUAAGGGCAUCCUCUGCGAUGGGUACAUCCGGGCAGGACGGGUGUGCCAUCGUCAAGGUUCACUGCAAGAAGCUGGCACGCAUUUUAACAAGGCGAAAGACGCUAGACCAGAUAGCGUGCUGGCCACGAUCGGGGUCGCCCAGCUGCAGUUGAAGAACGACGAAAUGGCCGGUGCUAUCCAUACUCUCGAUACCUUCCUACAGUCGCCCUCAAAUCCGGACUCCGUCCAACUGACCGCUAUGCUCGCCUCAAUACGCGCCCACUCUCGUCCAGGCAUGACAGAAGCUGAGAAGACAGACGAAAAGACACGGGCGCGUGACUUGUUUGACCGUGUAUGCAAAGCCAUCGGGAUCACCGCCACCGGUCAGAUGAACGGUCACUCAUCAGCCCCCAGCUCUUCAUCACGCAAGCUUGCGGAAGAUUCCGACAUGUUCAUCGAGAUCGCCAAACUCUAUCGAGAAGAUAGCCAUGACCGGAUGGAACGCGCAUACAAGCAAGCACUGACAAGUUGUGAGGCGGCCGGCAAGACAGAACCACGGCUCGUCAACAACCUCGGCGCUCUUCAGCAUCUCGCUGGGCAUUUAGACGAAGCGAGGACAAUGUACGAGACCGCAGUCACUCAAGCGGCAGGCCUGGAUCAGUCAGUCGCUGAGGCCAUGUCGACAUCGAUAUUGUACAAUCUCGCUCGGGUAUACGAGGAUCAGGGAGAGGAUGCGAAAGCAAGGGAUGCCUAUGAGAAGCUUCUCGCUAGACAUCCGGAGUACGUCGAUGGCAAAGUGCGGCAAGCACACAUGCUCGCCGGUAUCAGCCAAUACAACGACGCCCACGAGUUGUUGAAGCAAGCGCUGGCCUCACAACCUGACAACCUGAACCUCCGUGCAUACUACACAUAUUUCCUCAUGCAGUCCAACAUGACCAAAUUCGCCAAGGACUUCGUGUUCUUCACCCUCCGCGACUUCGACAAGUACGACGUCUACUCCCUCUGCGCUGCGGGUUGGAUUCAAUACUAUCAGGCGCGCGAGCUCCGCGAGUCGUCGCCGGAAGCCAUCAAAGAACGCCGUCGUGGCUUCCAGCGCUCCGCCGAGUUCUAUGAGAAGGCCCUCCAAAUCGAUCCCCUUUGUGCGGUCGCUGCGCAAGGUCUAGCCAUUGUCGUAGCUGAAGAUGCCUUGGGAACUCUUGGCGGUGCCCUCGGUCCCAUUGCGCCCGACGAAGCACAGAAGCGGGCGAAGAACACACGCGAAGCUUUGGACAUAUUCGCCAAAGUUCGCGAGUCUAUCAACGACGGCAGUGUCCAUGCGAACAUGGGUCACUGUUACUUUGCGAGGGGCGAGUAUGACAGGGCGAUCGAGAGCUACGAAACGGCGUCGAAGCGGUUCUUCAAGGGCCAAGAUGUCUCCGUUUUGCUCUGUCUCUGCCGAACAUGGAACGCUAAAGGUGCCAAAGAUCAAUCGUUCAGCGCGAUGUCAACAGCGUUGCAGUACGCUCAAAAGGCGCUGCACUUGCAACCGCACGACAAGGCUAUUCUAUACAACAUUGCCAUGAUCCAGCAGAAGGCCGCGGAAAUCAUGAUCGCGAUCCCUUCCGCGAAGCGGUCACUCAAAGAUCUCCAGCGCGCCAUCGAGCAGGCUGGCCACGCACAGAAACUGUUCGCAUCCCUGGCUGCUGAUCCGGCCCCCGUUGUGCCGUACAACCGUGAGCUUGCCGACCAGCGUCGCAAGUAUGGCGAAAGCAUGUUGCGACGCUGCGAAGGAGAGCUUACGACCCAGCGUCAGUACGAGGAGGAGGCGCAGAAGAAGAUUGAGGCUGCGCGCCAGCGGCGACAGGAAGAGCGGGAGCGCGUCGACGCAGCAGAGCGCGAGGAACGCGAACGGCUACGCGUGCAGAACGAAAAGCUCGCGGAGGAGCGGCGUAUCGCGCGCGAGGAGGCGCAAAAGUGGACGCGUGAGGUGCGCCAGAUGGAGAGCGAAGAGGAGCGCGAGAAGGUGAAGAAGAAGCGCCCGAAGCGCGAGCCGAACCUGAGCGGCGAUGAGGGCGCGAAUGGCGGUGGGGAGCCCAAGCCGAAGAAGCGCCGCGGGGGCAAGCUCAAACGGAACACCGAGUCGGGCGCGGAGGAUGAGGACGAGGCUCUGUUCAGUGACAGCGAGCAGAAGCCGAAGAAGCCGCGGGCUCGGGGGCAGAAACGUGCGGUACGGGAUGACGACGACGACGAGGCGGUGGCUGUCUCCGCUCCGCGGAAGAAGCAGUACAAAUCAAAAGAGACUAUAUCGGACUCCGAUGAGGAGAUGGACUAA